Messenger RNA from Dermatophagoides pteronyssinus (European house dust mite), 2505 nucleotides. RefSeq lists its product as uncharacterized. Gene Ontology annotation, cellular component: nucleus. Gene Ontology annotation, molecular function: DNA-binding transcription factor activity, RNA polymerase II-specific; RNA polymerase II cis-regulatory region sequence-specific DNA binding. The record is from RefSeq and is a predicted model, not a curated record. Gene Ontology annotation, biological process: sex differentiation; regulation of transcription by RNA polymerase II. NCBI's taxonomy places the organism in Eukaryota, Metazoa, Arthropoda, Arachnida, Sarcoptiformes, Pyroglyphidae.
GUUACCUUUGUCGUCAGUGCAGAAAAUACAUUUCAAUUUGCUACACAACACGAUCAAACAUUAUUGUUGUUAAGCUUUUAUCAACUUUAAGUAGUGAUUUAUAAAAGAAUCGACUAUUUCAUCAAAGAUUCACGAAAAAUGUUACGUAUGACUCCGGAAACACAACUGAGUAAUAAUAUUGAUUAUAAGCUUCGAAUGCCAUCGCCACCAUUAUCAAAUGAUGAAGAAGAUGAAGAAGUCGAAGUGGAUGAUAGAUUGCAAUCUAUUAAUGCAGUGCAAAUGGAAUCUUCUAUAAACAUCGAUAGUGAACAUGAUGAGGAUGAACUUGACGAUGGUGAUGAUGGUGAUGAUGAUGAUGAAGGUGACGACGACGACGACGACGACGAUCAUGAUAAUGAUGCUGAUUCUGAAAACGCAACUAAUAUUUCUAAAUCUCGUAAAAAUCGGCGUAAAUCAGCUAAACAGAUUGAUAAUAAUAGUGGCCUUCGUAAACCUAAAUGUGCACGUUGUCGUAAUCAUGGAAUGAUUUCCUGGCUCAAAGGUCAUAAACGACAUUGUCAUUUCAAGGAUUGCCGCUGUGCUAAAUGUAAUUUGAUAGCCGAACGACAACGAAUAAUGGCUGCCCAGGUUGCUCUCAAAAGGCGACAAGCAGCCGAAGAUGCAAUAGCUAUCGGAUUACGAGCAAUGGCAACCGGUGCACCGUCCGUCAAUGGCUAUUUACCACAAGGACCAAUAUUUGGUUUAGAAAUAACAGAACCAGAAACGAAAAGAUCUAAAUAUUGUCAAGAUUCAACUCCACCCCCGGAGAAUAAAGAAUCGGAAAUAGCCGCUACUGUUUCGAUUGUCUCAAAACCCUGUGUCGAGAAGAAUAAACAGCCAUCACCAACAAUAACAUCAAAAGGCAAUGGUAAACGGACUGCAAUUAAAGGUCAAUCUGGCAAAUCAGGCUAUGCUCGAUGCUCAAAAUCUGAUUCGAUUAUUGGUCAACAAGAUGAACUAAUGACAACCGGUAUUGUUACACCUGUUAAUCGAGCUAAAUUAUUAGAUGCAAAUCUAGCACUAUUAACCGAUGCUGCUGAGGAUUACCGUUCUGGAAGAGCAUCACCCCUGUCAACAUUGACUCGUCUAUUUCCGGAACAAAAACGUCAAGUCAUUGAACUAGUAUGGCAAGCGACAGAACAAUCAAUGAUUAAAUCGAUAGAACAUUUUUUAUCGAUAGAUGAAGCAGCCGCAUUAAAAAAGAAUUUAAUGCAAAAAGAUCAUAAUCUCAAGAGUUUGUUCUGCAAACAUCAGACCAAACAACAAGCAACAACAACAUCACCAUCACCAUCAAUCACUGAACAAAAACAACAACAACAAAAAUGUAAUCAUCAAUUAUCAUCUCGAAUUACAAUCGGCAGUGGUACAAAUCAGGCAAAUCAUCCCAAUCGACAACAACAACAACAACAAUCAAAUCAAUCAUCCUCUUAUAGUUCAGAUUUAAUAAAUCAUCAAACAAUGUACUCGUCAUUACCUUAUGACUACAAUAAAGCAGCCGCAUUCUACAAUCAUCCAUCAUGGAAUGCUCAUCUUAUACCACCUUCAUCACAAACAAUUUCAACAUCGCCGAUAACUGCAUCAAUUCCAACUCGAACAACAACAACAGCACUGCCAUCAUCAUUGUUGUUAUCAAGUCAUACAACACUUCCAUUACAUGGUCACAAUAAUCAACAUCAUCAUCAACUUCAUUCAUUUCCUUUUAAUCCAAUGUUCAGUAGUCCGUUCCUUCCGUUUCCUAUGAAUACGGCAACUAUUCCAGUCAAUUUGUUACCACCAUUGCCUCAAUCAUUAUCAUCAAUGGAUACGAAUCGCCAUCAGCAUCAUAACGAUUUAUGUUUAAAUUGUGACGAUUCUUCCAAUUCUUCUUCAUCACCAUUAUCGAAAACAGGCAAUAAAAAAUCGCCAACAACCAUAUCAUUUGUACCACCGGUUUUAUCACAAAAUAUGAUUGGGCCAACAACAACUUUAUAUGGCAUAACUCCCAUUGUUACACAAUCUAACUGUAGCAAACUCGGAGCUAGAUAUUCUUCUAGAUCUACAUCGACAUCAGCAAGUAAUGAACGGACAUUUGCUGCGUUUGCUGGUCCAAGUUCAAUGAUCUCUUCUGCUGCUGGUGGUCUAAUGAAUUCUGCAAAUUCAACAUCACCUACCUCAUUGUCUCGAUCAUGUGGACAGUUAUUAACAACAAUGCCAUCAUCGAUUAUGAUGCCAAUGUCACAAACAGCCGGAUCAUUGUUACCGUUGAUGAACGAAUCAUCACAAUCAUCGUCUCCGAUACUAUCGACCAACACGAAUUUACCAGUCAUGAAUCAUUUAUUGUUUGAUCCAUUUCAUCGUCAUUUGAAUAAAACACAACAAUCAAAGAUUAUGAUUGAUACAUUUCGUUCCAAUCGUUCAUCAAACGAAAUUAAUAAUUUAGAUGCUGUUGAUUUGACCACAACAGUUUCAUCAUCACCAUCAACAUAA